Molecule: messenger RNA, 1740 nt
Organism: Striga hermonthica
Lineage: Eukaryota; Viridiplantae; Streptophyta; Magnoliopsida; Lamiales; Orobanchaceae
Source: the annotation of a GenBank genome assembly
AUGCACGCCUACAAUCGGCUCCCCAGCAGCGGACACAGCAGCCCCUCGUCGCCGCCGGCGUCUCCGUUCAGCCGCUCCCCGCGGUACCGCUACCGAGGCUCCAAAUCGGGGAGGCCGCCUCCGAAGACGAUCGCGCAGCGCCUCGCCUGGAUCCUACUCUCCGUCCUCUUAAAGCGGCAGGGGAUUUUCCUGUUCGCGCCCCUCCUGUAUAUUGCGGGGAUGCUGUUCUAUAUGGGGACGGUAACGUUUGAUGUGGUUCCGGUGAUCAAGCACAGGCCUGCCGCUGGGUCGGUUUACCGGAGCCCUCAGUUGUUCGCCAAGCUCCGUCCCGAGAUGGACUCGGAUAAUUCCACGGCCGAUGCGAUAUUAACAAUAUGGAAGCACUCAUAUAAAAGUGGUGAAUGGAGGCCUUGCAUCAACAUGUCUUCUAAAGGCUUACCGGAAUCAAAUGGGUAUAUUUUUGUCGAGGCCAAUGGUGGUCUAAAUCAGCAGAGAACAUCAAUAUGCAAUGCUGUGGCAGUGGCAGGCUACCUCAAUGCAACUCUUGUCAUUCCAAACUUUCACUUUCACAGCAUUUGGAGAGAUCCAAGCAAAUUUGGUGAUAUUUAUGAUGAAGAUUUCUUUAUAAAAACACUAGAAAAUGAUGUGCGGAUAGUUAGAACAAUUCCGGGCCACAUAAUGGAGAGGUUUGACUAUAAUAUGAGCAACGUUCACAACUUCAGGAUAAAAGCAUGGUCAUCUAUCAAGUACUACACUGACACAGUUCUUCCAAAGCUACUAGAAGAAAAGAUUAUAAGAAUUUCUCCAUUUGCAAAUCGACUGUCAUUCGAUGCUCCACCUGCAGUUCAACGGCUUAGAUGCUUGGCAAACUACCAAGCUCUUAAGUUCUCAGAUCCUAUUUUGACUUUAGGUGAAACAUUGGUUGCAAGAAUGAAAGAGCGUAGUGCUAAUAAUAGUGGCAAAUAUAUCUCUGUGCAUCUUCGCUUUGAAGAGGAUAUGGUUGCUUUCUCUUGUUGCGUAUACGAUGGUGGGGAGCAAGAAAAACUGGACAUGGAUGCUGCUAGGGAAAGAGGUUGGAAGGGAAAAUUUACUAAACGAGGCCGGGUCAUUCAGCCAGGGGCCAUCAGAUUGAAUGGGAAGUGCCCUCUGACACCAUUAGAGGUAGGUUUAAUGCUCAGGGGGAUGGGCUUUGACAAAAGUACUUCGAUAUUUUUGGCAUCUGGAAAAAUAUACGACUCUGAGAGGUAUAUGGCUCCUCUUCUAGAAAUGUUCCCAUUGCUACAAACAAAAGAGAUGCUGGCAUCUGCAGAGGAACUAUCCCCGUUUCAGAACUACUCGUCCAGAAUGGCUGCUAUAGAUUACACUGUUUGUCUUCACAGUGAAGUAUUUGUCACAACUCAAGGUGGAAAUUUUCCUCAGUUCCUUUUGGGGCACAGAAGAUACUUGUAUGGUGGUCACUCGAGGACAAUUAGGCCUGACAAGCGGAAAUUGGCAUUACUAUUUGAUAAUCCAAACAUCGGGUGGCGGAGCUUCAAAAGGCAAAUGCUAAAUAUGCGAGCGCAUAGCGACUCUAAAGGUAUUGAGAUCAAGAGACCAAACGACUCCAUAUAUUCUUAUCCCUGCCCGGAUUGCAUGUGCAAACUGAACAAGACAGAUGAUUCAAAACCAUCAUCUGUAUCAUCAAAUGCAACACGAUUGAUUCAAAGGACAAAGACAAAUAGUAAUGAAACAAGACAGUAA